Messenger RNA from Alosa alosa (allis shad), 2333 nucleotides. It is a transcript of the gene klhl6, whose product is annotated as kelch-like family member 6. The transcript has 7 exons. NCBI's taxonomy places the organism in Eukaryota, Metazoa, Chordata, Actinopteri, Clupeiformes, Clupeidae. Gene Ontology annotation, molecular function: protein binding. The coding region runs from base 201 to 2039 and encodes 612 amino acids. The record is from RefSeq and is a predicted model, not a curated record.
GCCCUCACAGUUAAGACUGUGACAUGAAGAGGAAGUCUGCACAGAGGCCGUUAACAUUGAGGCCUGUUGAGCAAGGUUGACAUUGUCUCUUGACGCUUCAUGCGGGGUUGCCUCUAUAGAAGUGUUGGCAUUUUCCUUUGUUGAUGCUUCAAGUGGAACCUGAAGCAUCAACCACCUUUGUAGGGUGAUCAGCUCUGGUGAUGGGGGAGAAGAGCCCAGCCGGCUCCCCCCUCCAAGCUGAGGGGACCAGCGGGCCAGGAGAAGGAUUGGGAGUGGGCAUGUUGGAGAACUCGACGCAGGAGGAUCAGAACAAUGGGAGGCUCUCAUUCGACGAUGCCGGACUCCCCGUGCAGCUUCAGAGCGGCUUGGAGACACUGCGAUCUGAGAGCUCUCUGACAGAUGUGACGCUCCGAGUCCAAGGGGUGGAUUUCGCCUGUCAUCGGGUUGUGCUGGCUGCCGCCAGCCAGUACUUCAAAGCCAUGUUCUGUAGUGACCUGCGAGAAAAACAUGAAGACAAGAUCAGUAUUAAAGGGCUCGAUGCAGAGACCAUGGAAAUCCUCCUAAAUUACACCUACACGAGCAAGGCACUCAUUACUCAACACAAUGUGCAGAAAAUACUGGAGGCAGCCAGCCUAUUUCAGUUCACUCGCAUAGUAGAAGCCUGUGCCAGCUUCCUGGCAGAGGCCCUCCAUCCAGACAACUGCGUGGGGAUCCUGCACUUGGCCGACACGCAUUCUCUGACCAGCCUGAAGGCCCGCGUCCAGUCCUACAUCCUGCAGAGGUUCACACUGGUGGUGGCCCAUGAGGAGUUCCUGGAGCUGCCCGAGGAUGUGCUGGUGGGCCUGCUGCAGCGCGACGACCUGGCCGUGUCCGAGGAGGAGCACGUCUUCGAGGUGACCAUGCGCUGGGUCAGGGCCCGUGAGGCCGAGAGGGCCCCCUCCCUGCCACGGGUGCUCAGGCACGUACGGCUGCCCCUGCUGGACCCCUGCUACUUUGUGGAUAUGGUGGAGGGAGAUCCACUGGUCCGCAAGUGUGAGGGGCUGUUCUCACUGCUGCAGGAGGCAAGGGCCUAUCACCUGUGUGGGAGUGAGGUAAUUUCAGAGCGCACCAAACCAAGAAUGCAGGAGUUCCAGUCGGAGGUGUUCAUGAUCAUCGGAGGCUGCACCAAGGACGAGAAGUUUGUGUCUGAGGUGACAUGUCUGGAUCCACUGCGCCGGAGUCGUCUGGAGGUGGCCAAACUACCCAUGACCGAGAUGGAGACAGAGACUGACAAUAAGAAAUGGGUGGAAUUUGCUUGUAUAACAUUCAGGAAUGAAGUCUAUUUAACUGGUGGGAAGGAAACUCAGCAUGAGGCAUGGAAGUACAACGCCUCCCUCAACAAAUGGAUACAGAUUGAAUACAUGAGCCACGGUCGCUGGAGACACAAGAUGGCAGUUGUGGGUGGAAAGGUUUACGUCUUGGGAGGUUUUGAUGGAAUCCAAAGACUGAAAAGUGUGGAAGCAUACGACCCUUUCCACAACAGCUGGUCUGAGGCUUCCCCACUCUCCCUCUGUGUCAGUUCAUUCUCUGCUGCCAGUUAUGAAAAAUGCAUAUACGUAAUUGGAGGAGGUCCCAAUGGCAAACUGGCCACAGACAGCAUGCAGUGCUUCAACUCGAAGACAAAUGAAUGGACUCUCAAGAACCCAAUGCCUGUUGAGGCCAAGUGCACCAACGCUGUCACCUUCAAAGACUCCAUCUAUGUUGUUGGUGGCGCGAUGAAGGCACUGUAUGCUUACAGCCCAAAGGAGGAUGCAUGGAGCCUGAUGACCACACUGACCUGCGAGAGAGCCAGUUGUGGAAUUGCAGCCUGUAACAACAAACUCUUCAUUACCGGAGGCCGAGACGACAAGAACGAGGUCAUCGCCACGGUCCUGUGCUGGGACCCUCCGGCUCAGCGGCUGACCGAGGAGUGCGUGCUGCCCCGUGGAGUCUCUCACCAUGGCAGCGUGACCCUGAGAAAGUCCUACACUCACAUACGGAGGAUUACAACCCCCACGUGACCACGACUUGUGCACUGGGCAUCACAACAUGAAAAAGAACUUGAUAAUCUGCCUAUAACUUUUGUUCAAGCACUGGAAAGUUACUGUGUACAGGUACUUCCCCUUGAACAUAUCUAUACUAUGUACAUCAUGUCUUGCUUUUAUGUAACAUUAACUGAACUCACAUCACAUUUACCAUUUUCUUUUUUACAUCUUAAUACCCCAUGCAUUACUAUAUUUUUUCAUUGUUACACUGUAAUAAUACCCCUUAAUGCCUUACAGUAAUAGUCUAUAUAACCACUGAUUGUUUAAUUU